This is a messenger RNA of Drosophila nasuta, 312 nucleotides long. RefSeq names its product nucleolar transcription factor 1-B-like. The transcript has a single exon. The record is from RefSeq and is a predicted model, not a curated record. The coding region runs from base 1 to 312 and encodes 103 amino acids. NCBI's taxonomy places the organism in Eukaryota, Metazoa, Arthropoda, Insecta, Diptera, Drosophilidae.
AUGCGUUUCUACAUCGUGAUUGUAUUGAUUGGAUUGGUUGCUGUGGCUGCUGCUCAGGGACAGCAGGAAGAGCAGGAUAACAUUGAACUAUCUCAAGGCGAUCAGCAAGACCAGCAAGAUCAACGAGAUCAACAAGAUCAACAAGAUCAGCAAGAUCAACAAGAUCAAGAUGAUCAGCAAGAUCAGGAAAGUGGCUCCCAAGGCGAUCCAGAGGGUGGCUCAUCUAACUUUGAAAGCUCUGGAGACAACGAAUCAAGCGAUAACGCCGAUGUUGCUGAUAAUGCUGAAGAGAAUACUGAUGAUUCCGUUUAA